Leptopilina heterotoma is the source of this 515-nucleotide messenger RNA. RefSeq lists its product as uncharacterized. The coding region runs from base 150 to 515 and encodes 121 amino acids. The record is from RefSeq and is a predicted model, not a curated record. The transcript is spliced from 3 exons. NCBI's taxonomy places the organism in Eukaryota, Metazoa, Arthropoda, Insecta, Hymenoptera, Figitidae.
AAUAUCGUCUGCUCAGCUGGACUUUUCCGGAAAAAAAAUAGAAAAGCUCUUUAGAAAUUUUAAAAAUUAUUUUAAUAUUUAGUAAACUAAUUUCCGAAUUAGUUUGUGAUUCGUUUUAAAUCAAGCAGUUCAAGAAUAAAUUUAACAGAAUGUUGGGAAUGAAUUGGUUGAAACGUAAACUUAAGACAAAAAUGGCUCCUAUAGAGCACAAAUAUGCACAAAAAAUGACUCGACGAUUAUCUGGGAUUUAUGCAUUUCUAGGAUGGAAUUUUGUUUCUCUUUUCUUGUACUGGACAUUUAAACAACACAUUCCAGAAGGUCCUGGAAAAACACAAAAAUACCUUGAAGUAAUGAAUGUCCCUCAUGCGACAGUCAUUGAAUUUUCCGGAUUCAAUAUGAAAAGAGUCAAUGAAUAUGAAGUUGACAGGAGAAAAGAGUAUAUGGAAAGUAAAAAGGGUACUGGAGAUGUGGAGGUGAUGAUUGAUAAAAAUUGGACCGAAGAGAGUAACUCCUGA